UUCACCUUGAAAAGAAAAGAAGCAGACUGCUGGCGUUUCCUACACGUGGGUCUGGUGCAGGAAAGGGUCGUGUUGAAACGGCAGGAGUUUCUAAGUGAGUGGAUAAGCAGAAGAUAUCCCAGCAUUCCAAGAUGACGAGUCUACGGCGGCUGCAGAGUGUCCUGGGUUUCAGUGGAUGGUGUUGGAGGAAGCCCCCUGGCUUCACGUGUGCCCGAGGUACCAGUUCAGAUAAUCGCAUUUCAUAUGCACAUUCCAGGAAGAGCUUUUGCACGCAUGAAAAUGACGAUUCUAAACCCAGGAGUGGAAUGACAAGGGCAGACAAGGCUGAUAAAAACAGGGAAGGUCCUGCCCACGAUGAGGACGACCUCAAAACUAACAACACUAGGGACUUCAGCUGUACAGCCAAGGCUAUCAGACAUCCCGCUGUGCUUGCCAAGAGCUACAGCGUGCAAAAACAACAGACUUUCGUAAAGAACAACAAGUGGUCAACGAAACUCCCAAAAUAUGAACUACAGAACAGGGCCACAUUCGCCAAUGAGCUGCGACGACUGAGAGACGAGGAUAUGCCAGGCCCCGUGCAGACGGACUCUCCUAGCGGCAUAGCUUACAGGAAUAUGAAAAACAAAGACUCCGAAAUUGUAUUCGGCGUCUCCCCUUGCUACCUCGCACUGACCCACGGCCGGAGAUCAUUCCACGGGCUGUACGUGAAAGAAAGUCGGAUCCAACAGCGGCCGGAGGUGCGAGAGAUCUAUCGGCUCGCUGAGAUCCUGGGCGUAACCGUGCACCAGGCCAGCAGACGGGCACUGGACGGGCUGUGCGGGGGUCGAGUUCAUCAGGGCAUGUGUUUGGAAGCGAGCCCUCUGGGCUACAUGGCUGUUGACGAGCGCAUUGCGCCGUGCACCCCGGGGCAGUCGCUGUGGCUGGUUCUGGAAGGCAUACAGGAUCCCAUGAACAUGGGUGCUCUCCUGCGCACCGCUUAUUUCCUGGGGGUGGACAGAGUUGUGGCCAGUCUUCACAACAGCUGUCCCCUGUCGCCUGUGGUAAGCAAGGCCAGUGCCGGAGCAAUGGAGGCCCUGCCAGUCUAUGGCUCUUCUGACCUUCCAGAUUUGCUUAAGACCCAGAUUGCCGGUGGCUGGCAGGUGAUUGGAACGGUGGGCACAGCCACGAAAGCCGUCCACGUUCCGGUCCUCCCAUGCUCUGAGUUUCGCUGGAGCCAGCCCACCAUCCUCGCUCUCGGAAGCGAGGGGUCUGGCCUGUCUCCGGAGGUGCUUGCUCUGUGUGGCUGCCUGGUGACCAUUCCUCCCGGGGGAGAGCCCGCUCUGGGGAUGGACUCCUUGAACGUGUCUGUGGCUGCAGGUAUUCUGCUGCACUCUCUUGUGUCCAGUAAGAGAAUGAAAUGCUGAUGCCUUCUUCCCGGUUUUGUGUUUGCUUUGGACCUGAUCCCUGCCUACAGUACUUAAGCACUGGAUUACUCCAUCAAUUAGCAGCUGGCUUGUUGAAAACCUGCAUUGAUUCACUGUGCUGAUUCGUGCAGGCCCUGUGUAGUGGGCGAUAUGGGAAGCAGGCUCCCUUUCCUGCAACAUGUGAAGACUGUUCAGAGAGCGCUGAAGCGUGCCGUGCCGUCGCCGGCGAUACCAGAGCAAACCGGUUUCCAGGGAAACCGCAGCAUUGCCCUGGCAGGGACGGGCCCUCAGCUCAGACUGCAUUGCUGCAUUUAUAAUAUCAUUUACUAGAAUCAGCCAUGCGUAUGAGUAAUCAUUUAGCCUUAUGUGAAAUAAAAAAAAAUAUUAAAAAAAAAAGUUUAUUCAAAUCACUUCAAAUACCAUAAGGGUAACAUGUAAACAUCUUUCAUAUUCCUGCACUGGUAGCUUUUUAAACGCCAGUGGCCUGCCUGUUUGAAAUGUGGUUGCUCUGUAGAGGCAGGAGCUGAGGAACGUUAGCCUCUGUUGUAAAGAAUAUCCCCCACACUGUGCUGCUCAGGGCCCCGGCUCUGCAGUGUUUAGGUAAUCCACCUUUAGUUAAACACCAAGUUGAAACAUAAAGAAAGCGACCCUUUUCAUCUGGAGUCUUUUAUAGAGAUGCAUACAGUACCAUCACUCUCUUCAGCCACUCUGAGUAUAGAUGCAUACAUUACUGUCUGUAUGGUUGCUGUUUAGUUGUGUUGUGUGAUUGGCAGGUUAAGGUGUGCAGUGUCAAGCUGUGACGCUGUGCACACGAUGUAAAAACUCGUCUGUUUUUCUCUGUUCUCUCUUUAUUGUGAUUAAACAGGUGGCCUCAUUUCAGUAUUCCCGAGAAGUUGCUGGCUUGGGAAAAAAGUGGGAUGCAGCUAUUUAAACACAGUCAGAGGAUUGAAACAACACAGGUGGUGUGAAAAAAAAAAAAAAAAAAAAUGCAGCUUCUUGUCUGAGCGCAGCCUGUUUUACUGAAAUAACCCUCCCUCCAGACAGGAGCAGGCUGUCCCCCAGUCACUCCACAGCGAUAAUAACAGCUAGUAAAUAGAAUCAACCUGGGGGUCUCGUUGCUUCCACAGGUGCAAUUAACAUCCCGGUCUGCUAAUGCGUGAUUAACGAUGUUUACAAACACGCUAGAGCACGCUGCAAUCCGCUCGGAUCACUCUUCUCACCUUCAUUCCUGCCCGAGAGAGCGGGCAGCACAGUUGUUUUUUUUUUUUAUCUCUGUUGAGGGUUUGCGGCUGUCCUGACGUUAAUUAGCAGUGUUUUUGUUUUAAUUACAAACGGGAAGGCUGGAAUAGAAAAAAGCCUGCAGACUGAAUUGGUUAAGCUGUGGACCAGCUGCCGCGCUGGCAGGGUCAGUGCGAAGGGCCUCUCCACCUAGUCAGGUUUGCGCUGAACUUGGGUGCGAGGAGGAAGCGUCGGGUAAACAUAUGGAUAAUUGCUGUUAGUUAAUCUGACACGGAGCGUUGUACAAUCAGUCUCGAUCACUAAUUUUACCAGCAGCAUGUGGAAUUAGCAGCCGCUGCUGCGUGCGAGAGCCGAGCCUGUUAGCUUCACACAUUUAAUGUGUCGUGUGCCAGAGACCGGAAACCUGUUCUGAGGAGUUGACAGGCAGUAACUCCGGCAGCUAAAAGAAGCAGCAAGUUUAAACCCUAGCAUCAGACAGACCAGCAUCUUAAAAAUAGACUGUCCUUGCUGCUGAACCUUGUCAUUGCAUGCCAGCAGCUUCAGAAAGGUGCAGUCAGGAUUGCAUGUUGCUGAAGUUUGGUUUUGCCAGCGCUUCCUUGCUCAUAUUUUUUUCUGCGUGCAUGUUGUGUGCAGAUCACCAUGUUCUGGGUGUACGAUAUUAUCUUUGCAUGAGUGCAUGAAAAACAAACGAAUGAGCGUAGAUUCCCUUCCUGUGCUCUAGGUUACCGGAACUGAUUGCAGUCAGACCGCUAGAGUAAAUGUGACCUACAGCACGGGAAGGGAUGCCAUGACAGUAAUAUUUAAUCUAUCGUGGCUUCAACAGAAAGAAACCGGGGGACAGUCCAGUGAGCGUGUAACUCCUGCAAAACAGAACAUGUUUUUAAAGAGCUUGGUUAACACUCCUUUAAACAGUGCGGUGUCAGCCCAGCUCUGAGUAGACACCACAAACAAGAGAGUGGCUGCGUUCACUUUGCAGUGCGUGAAGCGUCUGUGCAACCUUCAGCACGGGCUGCAAGACCUUCAUUAUCUGCACGAUAAGUGUUUCACUGCAUUCAGAGCCAUCUGAAUAGAACUGGAAAGUCUUUACGUUUCAUUUCAGCCAUUUGUUAUGUCCUUGAGCGACGGCUCUCGAUAAAAGCGUGUUUAAUUUUAUUGAAGGUCGCAGGUGUUUCUACUACGUGAUUACAACAAUUACAGGGGAAAAAAAAAAAAAGCGGCCAAUUUUCCAAAAUUCGUUUUUGAGUGGCCGUCACAAAAGAGCCACGUUGCAUACAAAAGAAACUCGAAAAAAAAAAAAGAAAGAUCUGCAAAAACCAUUCAGGUUACUUGGGUUAAAGAGUUUGCAGUAACAGCACAAUUAUCUUUGGGGGAACUGCAACAUGCUGGUUAAUUACGUUUUUUUUUUCUUCUGGUUUCUGAAUGUAUGAUAGAAGAUGCACAAGGCAGUUCUGUUUGUAUUGGGGUCAGUCGGAUGUAGGUUUUCUCUGAAUUGGGCACUUGAGUUGCAAUCUCGCUGUGCGCAUCUUGUUUUGGAUGUUACGAGUACAUUAAUAUAGUGCUUGCUAAUCCAGAAUGUUUUCUUGCUACCAAUUUAGGAGAAUGUCCUCGACCAUAUGUGACACUGAAACUCCGGUCUGAAGUACCGUCCUCCGCUCAAUUGAAACGAGGGUCUGCUGUUUCAGAAUUGCCUGUGUGCAAUAGCAGCUGUUUUAUAGUUUUGCGAUUUAAUUGAAGCUGCAGAUAUGAACAUCCGUACCGUGUAGACCAAACAACUACUGGGAGAGCUUUUAAAAAAAUCGCACAAGUAAGUUAAACUCAGUCCUCCUGGGCACAAGGGGUUUUCGCUCCAAGAAACUUUUUUGCAAGUCUUAACUCUCAAGGUGGCAGCAAAAGACAUGUGAACGUUGCUGAAACGUGUCUUGCAGGACACGAUCUGGCUCCAGAGACAACUCAUCAUGCUUCUGUUGCUAAGUCAUUCGGCGCUCUAGAAGAUGUAGUUCUGAGCUCAGUACCAGAUUCGUCUCAUUACACUGCGGUAUAGAAGGUGUAGUUCUGAGCUCAGUACCAGAUUUGUCUCAUUGCACUGCGGUAUAGAAGGUGUAGUUCUGAGCUCAGUACCAGAUUCGUCUCUUUGCACUGUGGUAUAGAAGGUGUAGUUCUGAGUUUAGUAGCAGAUUUCAUUCAUUGCAGGAGUUGUAAGAGCAGUGCUUUCCCCUACACCUCCUGUACCCCCUUGCAGAGAGACACUGGAAACACACAGUCCAGAAGGAAAGGAGUCCCUGCUUGUUUCGUCUGUGCUUUUCAGAGCUGCUGGAGAGGAUGCCUGAGUUUAGCACACAGUAAAUCAACAAGUGAAAAACAGCACGUCACCCGUGCUCAGAGCUCUUGGAAAACGGACAGCCGGACACGGUCAUCAAUACUGGUCGCUGGCUAUUGAUCAGGUGUAUUGAUUGGGAUGGGAGCUGACUCCCAUCACAGUCAUUCUUUAGGGUCACUGACAGAUUUAAUUGCCUAUCGGGGAGCGAUCAUGAGAACAAACGGCUGCUGCCAAUAAGCCAGGCUCAGCCUGUGUUAACUGUCUCUCAGAACAGCGUUUUGUUUGGGAAUGUUUUGUAGGGCGGCGCUAACAGGGGUUCCCUCCUAAAGAUUGGGGAAUUUCUAAUAUUAAUCCAUUGUCGUUGAUCGGUGAAAUGGUAGCCGUAUCAGUCCAGAGGUGACAGACGAAGAGAAGGAGAGGUGAUCCCUUUUGUUGGACGGUAACAGGGUGAUGUUGCAUACGUGGGUCGCCAGUGAAUCGGACGCAGAGCAGUGAGUGUUGACAUGCCGCGCCUGUCCCGACACUAGGGUGGCAACAGUGGUAAUCCUAGUGCCCAAUUUUAAUAAGGAAAAGAAAACAAAGUUAAAAAAAAAUUUUUCCCACAAAUGGCGAGCGCUAGCCCCACUGCAAGGACGCUCUCCUCGAUGUCAACAAGCUCAAGCUCUCUCUUGGAGCCCGCCUGUGCAGCCGUGCCGUUGGCGCUGCUGCCUUCUUAAACAAGUGUAAGCUCCCCAGGCACACUCCCCCCCAGCCAAUCAGGACCUCCCAAUCAGAUCAGCUCUGGGCAAGACUUCCUGUUUACCAAAGCAGCUGAACCAGCGUCGGGGUCCUCCCUGUCACAUGGACUAACGAAACAAUAAUUAAUCACAAGCUUUCAAGACCUCGGAUUGAACCAAGGCAUCUUUCGACAAGGAAGUCGUGGCAAGGCAGCAAUGCAAAGGGCUCAUCAUGCACUCGUCAUAUUGCUUGGAAAAUAAAUUAAAAAUGAAAAGCUUUAUUUAGUAUAGGUUGGAUGGCCUUUCUAUUGCCAAGCUCGGGUACAGUUGGUUAGGGGUGUUUCUGGGCACCUGGUUUGGAUCCCUUUCCCAUUAGAAUGGUCUGUCUCAACUGGUACAGUAUUUCAGAGCUUAAUUUAAUAUAAAGUGUUUAUUUUACUCUAUUUUUUUUUUACUGCCGUUUCAUAUCUUACAGGAUUUAGAGGAUAUCUGAAUAAUCAAUCAAUCGAUUUGCAUUGUAUUUCUUUUAAACUUCCAAGAUUCAAAUCGUUAAGCAAUACUGCACUGUUGCCUUUAAAGGCUCUGUGAGCAAUGCAAAGCUUUGCUGAUCUGCACUGUGGGCACAGGAGGCUUUUGCAGAUUGUUGUUAGGCUCAUCUGGGCACACUGCUGCUGAAUGAUCAAGCAUGGCAUUUUGUUUUGCUUGUAAAUGUUUGUCAUAUAGAAUAUAUUCAGCCGCAGUAACUCUGCAGUGCAUAUCCUUUGUCUGAGCCUUCGAGAGAAACAGUUUGUCCAGAUAAAUAAGAAAAACAAUAGAAAACUAUAGCACCAUAUCGGGUCCGCGUGAUAUUGCAAUAACCAGAAGUGAAGAACUCUGCUCGAGACGUGAGUAGAUCAGCCAGGACUAGUCUAGUUCUGCUGCAAUCACUGGGACGCUGCUGGCUUCAUUCAGAGUAUCUGAAGAUGAGAUGAUGUUAGUGAUAUUAUCUUCCAGCAGGCUUUCCAGUCCAUUAGCCUUCGCUGGUGGUGUCACCCGAUCAGGUAUGCCGAUUGCGUGCACUGCAGACCACAGCAUGGGAUGCAUGUGCUAAUCUGACAUUGGGAAGUUACCCUCGCCCCCUCUGCACCCUUUUAUAAUAAUUACCGCUACCAUUCUUGCAUUCGUAAUGCGUUCUGUUUGCCAGUCUUUGGGAGUUCUCUGCCAUUUCUGGAUUCGUUUUAGAAUCAAAAUAGAUUAUGUUGCCAGCAGCAUUCACUUGAUUAGAUUUUUUUUUUUUUUUGCAUGGGUUUUGUCCCAAAUUGAAGUUGAUUAGCACUUUUAUAUACAUGCAUUUG
This is a messenger RNA of Polyodon spathula (Mississippi paddlefish), 7009 nucleotides long. It is a transcript of the gene mrm1, whose product is annotated as mitochondrial rRNA methyltransferase 1 homolog (S. cerevisiae). The record is from RefSeq and is a predicted model, not a curated record. The transcript is spliced from 6 exons. Gene Ontology annotation, cellular component: mitochondrion. Gene Ontology annotation, molecular function: RNA binding; RNA methyltransferase activity. Gene Ontology annotation, biological process: rRNA methylation. The coding region runs from base 132 to 1403 and encodes 423 amino acids. Lineage: Eukaryota; Metazoa; Chordata; Actinopteri; Acipenseriformes; Polyodontidae.